Sinocyclocheilus grahami is the source of this 1086-nucleotide messenger RNA. RefSeq names its product monocarboxylate transporter 8-like. Gene Ontology annotation, molecular function: thyroid hormone transmembrane transporter activity. Bases 1 to 1086 code for a protein of 361 amino acids. The record is from RefSeq and is a predicted model, not a curated record. The transcript has 6 exons. Gene Ontology annotation, biological process: transmembrane transport. Lineage: Eukaryota; Metazoa; Chordata; Actinopteri; Cypriniformes; Cyprinidae.
AUGUUCCAACCUCCCAGAACACCUCAGCAUCGUGGCAUUUGUCCAGCAUGGGUUGGUGCUCUGGCGAUGGGGAUGAUAUUUUUCUGCUCUCCGGUGGUCAGUAUGUUCACCGAUCACUUCGGAUGCCGGAAGACAGCCGUCUGCGGAGCAUUUGUGGCCUUCCUCGGUCUUCUCACCAGUUCAUUCGCAACCACACUGGGUCUUCGAUACUUCACAUACGGGAUACUGUUCGGCUGCGGAUCCUCAUUCGCAUUCCAGCCGUCUCUGGUGAUCCUGGGGCAUUAUUUUCGACAGAGACUGGGUUUGGCCAAUGGCGUGGUGACGGCAGGCAGCAGCCUCUUUUCUAUGGGGCUCCCUGUGCUGCUCAAGAAAGUGGUGGGACCGCUGGGCCUUCCCAGAACCUUCCAGAUCCUCAGUAUCUUCAUGCUGGUCCAGUCGCUGCUGGCCCUCACCUUCAAACCACUCAUGCCCAGUGGGAUGUGCCCGAUGCCAGGCAUGGGAAUGGACGGAGGUCCCCCGUCCAGCCUGGAGUCAGCGAGCAGGUGGCAGAAGGGCCUGGCCAAAAUCAGGAAGUACUUUAACGUACGAGUGUUUGGUGUGCUGACCUAUCGGGUUUGGGCGUUCGGCGUCGCCACGGCAGUUCUGGGAUACUUCGUUCCGUACGUGCACCUGAUGAACUUUGUGAAAGAGCAGUUUGGAGACACUCAGAGGGAAUGGGUGCUGCUUGUGUGUAUCGGAGCGUCGUCUGGAGUCGGUCGACUGCUGUUUGGGAAGAUCGGAGACCUCAUACCUGGAGUAAAGAAAAUCUACAUGCAGGUGGCCUCGUUCAUAUUACUGGGUCUGAUGUCCAUGAUGAUACCUCAGUGCGCCGUGUUCGAAGGUUUGGUGGUGGUUUUCGUAUUGAUGGGUCUUUGUGACGGCUGUUUCAUCACUAUCAUGGCCCCCAUCGCCUUUGAGUUGGUAGGGCCCAUGCAGGCGUCUCAAGCCAUCGGCUACCUCCUCGGCCUCAUGGCCAUACCAAUGACAGCGGGACCACCGAUUGCAGGGAUUCAUCUCACCAGCACUGCUUGUGGCAUGUGUACGUGA